UGUGGCAGAUAACAAACUGCCUUAAAUGGCUGCUACUCCUGGGGGUUGCGUUAAGAAAGUCCUCUUUAUUAUAGAGUUUGGGAGCCUACGGUAAGGCUUGGCUAUAAGGAUUUAACGAGGUGAUAGGAGGCUGGGAUCACCCUCGGGCAAUAAAUAACUUGUUCAGCCUGGCAGUUUUUGCAUUCGGAGCUGAUCAGGCAGCCUGGAAUUUAACUCUUCAAUUGGCAGAAUUGUAAAGCACCCCCUUUUUAAUCUCUUCUCAAGCAUCCACUUCCUGGAAAGAUUUUAGUCUGCCAGCCCUAAAGGCUUUCUUUUCUGCCAAUUGGAAGACAAAUCCUAUUUUCUUCAGCUGAGAACUGUGGGAAGGACUCAGAUUACUUCGGGAAAGAGUGAGCGAGAAACACAAGCUGUUGGCUCGUCCUGCCAGAGGGAGAUCCUAACGUCUGGGUGACUGAAAACCUCACCAGAACACAACUGCAGACACGUCCAGCACCGCCAAGAUGGAAAAAGAUGAAAAAAUGUACAGGAGAGAAUUAGAGAAUGUCCAUGGUGUUCCCCUCUUCUGGAGUACCGCUGAAGUGUGGGACCAAGUGGAGAACUUCCAAGCCAAGCCAGAUGACCUUCUCAUUGCCACCUACCCAAAAUCAGGCACAACAUGGAUCAGUGAGAUUGUGGACAUGAUCUACAACAAUGGUGAUGUAGAGAAGUGUAAACGGGAUGCAAUUUUCAACAGAGUCCCUUUCAUGGAGCUGAUUAUUCCUGGAAAAAUAAAUGGGUUAGAACUGCUGGCUCAAAUCCCAUCUCCUCGAUUAGUCAAGACCCAUCUUCCAGUUCAGCUUCUUCCUGUGUCCUUUUGGGAAAACAACUGCAAGAUAAUCUAUGUUGCCCGAAAUGCAAAGGAUGUGGCUGUCUCUUACUUCCAUUUCUACCAGAUGGCAAAGAUGCACCCUGAACCUGGCACCUGGGAUGAGUACCUGGAGAAAUUCAUUGCUGGAAAAGUUGCAUUUGGAUCCUGGUAUGACCAUGUGAAAGGCUGGUGGGAGAAGAGGAAAGAGAAGCGUAUUCUGUACCUGUUCUACGAGGACAUGAAAGAGGAUCCUGAAUGUGAAAUAAGGAAAGUGUUGCAUUUCCUGGAAAAGGAUCUGAAGGAGGAAGUAUUGAAAAAGAUCCUCCAACAUACCUCAUUCCAAGAGAUGAAGAAGAACCCCACUACCAAUUACACAAUGAUGGCAUCUUCUGGAAUGGACCACAAUGUGUCUCCUUUCAUGAGAAAAGGAAUUGCAGGUGACUGGAAGAAUCACUUCACUGAGGCCCAGAACAAGGCAUUUGAUGCGGAUUAUGAAGAGAAGAUGAAGGGAUCGACCUUGCAGUUCCGAGUAGAGAUCUGAAAGAGCAGAUGCCCUUCUUCCCACUGCCUUAUGUGUUUAGUUAGGCUCAGACAAAGCAGACAUUCAGGAUGAAUCAAAUAAACAACAAUUGUUAAACAUUU
Alligator mississippiensis (American alligator) is the source of this 1489-nucleotide messenger RNA. RefSeq names its product sulfotransferase 1 family member D1. The transcript has 8 exons. Gene Ontology annotation, molecular function: sulfotransferase activity. The record is from RefSeq and is a predicted model, not a curated record. Gene Ontology annotation, cellular component: cytoplasm. Gene Ontology annotation, biological process: sulfation. NCBI's taxonomy places the organism in Eukaryota, Metazoa, Chordata, Crocodylia, Alligatoridae. Bases 501 to 1388 code for a protein of 295 amino acids.